Molecule: messenger RNA, 474 nt
Organism: Corylus avellana
Lineage: Eukaryota; Viridiplantae; Streptophyta; Magnoliopsida; Fagales; Betulaceae
Source: RefSeq, a predicted model, not a curated record
AUGGCUGAUGACAUAGAGACUCUCUGUGGGAAAAUUUCGUUAGCAGGUGGUGAAAAAAUAGGAAUAUCCAUCACUGAAGGGGAGGUCGCUGAGGUACGGGAAAUUGGUGGAAGGUGUUUGGUGGCUAGAAUUGGGGAUACAAUAAGGGAUAAGAAAUCGAAAACACACUCAAGCCAUCGCCAAAAUAGGAAGAAGAGUUCAUCGUCCGAAGAUGAGAGGAGUGGAAAGUGGUCUAGGCGAGAUCGACACAGAAGCAGUGAUUCAGAUGGUGAUUCGUCCAGUGACCAUCGAGAUCGAUAUCGUAGCAGGUCAAAAGGGAAAAAGAAAGGAUCAUCUCAGGAGAAAAGCAGUAGCAGCAGAAAACACUCAAAACAUCAUAAGCGGAGAAGCAGGGAUUCUCCGGCCAGAUCUCGAUACGAGAGUGACAGAGAACAUGGAGAACCCAAGAGAGAGAAGCGGAAAAAGAGGGAUUGA